UUUUAAACUAAUUAUCAACUAAUUUCUUAAAAAGAGGGGAAUAAAAAGAAGGAAAUUAUGGGUGACUUGGUCGAAUUGUGUACAUUUCAACUGACCCAGAAAACAAUACCUCUCAAGGAAUUGAGAAAAUGGAAGCUUUUCAACCCCAUCGGCGACGGUUUUUUGCAAAAUAUUCGUCUCGCCCAUGUCCACGACGAAGUUGGAUUUCUCGUAACAGCGAACGAUGAUGUAUACGCUAUCAACAUUUGCACAUCACCAGGCAUCAGAACGCGGGCGUCCAUACCUAUCAAAAUAGACCCUCUUUGUCGACAAACCGUGAAAAGUGAGAAUAAUAUUGUCGUAAGAUUUGUGCUUUCGUGGAAAAUGUAUGUGCAUGGCACUUUGGAUAGAGUUCGCCAUUUGGAGCAGUAAAGGUCCCUAUUUCGUGCUUACUGCGGAUGGGCGAGUUCUCUCGUGGGGCGAUAAUUAUUGUGGUCACUUAGGGAUUGGAACGAAUGACAGAUUAAUACCUACUCCAUCAUUAGUUAAGUUUGAAGAAGGUGUAAGAAUUGCUAAAAUUGCGGUCGGAUAUGGGCACAAUCUCGCUUUAACUAUGGACACGUCUGAGGUUUAUUCAUGGGGAGCGAAUGAACGUGGCCAGCUAGGCCUGGGAAAUACCACGGAUCAAAACCGACCUUGUAAAGUUGCUAUAAAUCUCCAGCACGUUAGAAUCCAACAGAUUUCUUGCACCUGGGGCAGCUCGUUCGCCGUGAGCGAGUCGGGAGAGGUGUACUCAUGGGGAUAUAAUAAUUAUGGGGAAUUAGGCAUAGGAAGCACCACAGCUGUAAAUGCACCAACAAAACUAAUCAUUGAUCAACCUGUAAAGAAGAUUGCAUGUGGGUCAUACCAUACCAUUUUACUGACCACAACCGGGGUGAUCUACUCUACCGGUUAUAAUGUACUAGGACAACUGGGUACUGGAAUAAAUAAAAAUCUAACAUCGCCAACCAAGAUUCCAGCAACUUUGGAGAUUUUUGAUGACAUUUGUUGCUACCCUUGGAGUCAUCAAAGUUCUGCAAAAUCUAUGGACAGAAGUUAUGUUUGGGGGGAAAUCCAUAAAGAAAUCGUUGGUUGGAACCCUAUCGAAUUGGCGUCAGAUUUAUCAAAUUUUCCACGACUUCCCCCCAUGUUUAAGGGGACAGCACAAAUUAUGUUUAAAUCGCUAUGCGCAAUAAACUGUGCGGCAAAUCCCCCCACCAUCCGAGAAACGCUACAAACGGCGAUAGUAAGUUUUAGGCUAGGGUAUACACAUAUUUGUAUAGGCCACAAGGUUUACUUCGCGUAUCUCAGCCCCAUAUGCUUCGCAAUACAUGUUAACGCCAUAUCUGCUCCUGAUUUUUCGCUGAAAGAAUAUCUUUUUGGCCCUUUACCAUUUCCUCAAGAAUCGAUUUGCUACAAAAGUUAAAAAAAAAUACUAUGUUACAUGCAGCAUAUGGAAAUGGAAAUGUGUAACGAGUUGGAAACCCUACACCCAUGUCUCUACAAAAAUUUAGUGCAGAAGAUCUAGAUGAUUUGUUAUCAAAAAAGUUUUAUUUCAACUGUUAUUACAUGGGAGCUAUGGUUGGUCAUCCGAAACUAUCCGAUCCGAUCGGAUUAUCCGAGAUUAUCCGACCACUUACUACAGUCAAGAGCAAAACUUUACGACAUAUGGAAGCAUACCUGGAAUUUCUUACCCAACCACCCAGCAAUGCUGGGAGAACACUUGGGACACUUGGGAGAACACUGGAAAAAAUGCUUUGCAUUUGGCCGGUAAUGACGCAGCAAAAAUUGAAUUGCCAAACCAACUAACAAGGGACACUCACUACCUGUCGUUUGACUCAAACGGUUCGAGACCAGAGUACCCAGUAUAUUUUUUAGAAUCUACUAGGAUCCCAGAUGAAGGAUUCAUUCAUAUUUCCGUGUAAAACUCAUAUUUGGCGUCGUGCCGUGGCGCCAAAGUCG
Molecule: messenger RNA, 1980 nt
Organism: Folsomia candida
Lineage: Eukaryota; Metazoa; Arthropoda; Collembola; Entomobryomorpha; Isotomidae
Product: RCC1 and BTB domain-containing protein 1-like
Exons: 3
Coding region: 368-1444 (358 amino acids)
Source: RefSeq, a predicted model, not a curated record